CGCAAAAGGUGAAACAUACAGGCAUAAAAUAUUAGAGUAUCAGCGAUGGUGUGGUGAAACAAAUACUGACAGCUUGGAAAUGUCCAGUUCGAGGGUAUUCGAUAACGCUGUUUUUGACAGGGACGCUGCUGCUCCAGACCAAUCCUUUCAUCAGACUUUAAGUAAGAUGCAGGUUGCGCAGCCAGGUCAGAUGAAGCCUGUGCCAGCGACAGCUGUCCAGGGAAAUGGACUCGUGCGCCGGUCGACGGUUGCGGACGCCAACACUCUACGGGAAUCAACACAAGAGCUUUUUGAGACGAGCGAGGCCCAGAUCCGCUAUCGUGCCUACAGGUCUGAGUACAGGCGCUAUGAUGCGUACAGCCGGCUGCAGGCGGCUGCAGUCGCCAUGGGAGAGUCCUUGGCCAUUCCAGAGAUAGUUGCUAUUGGUGGCCAGUCCGACGGCAAAUCUUCCCUCCUGGAAGCGUUCCUCGGCUUCCGCUUCAACGUUCGGGAAGUUGAGAUGGGAACGCGGCGGCCUCUCAUAGUGCAGAUGGUGCACGACCCUACCGCCAACGAGCCCCGGUGCAGACUGCAGGAGGAGGAUUCCGAUGAGUACGGGCCGCCUAUCGUGCCCGAGACUGCUGUGGCUGAUGCCAUCCAGCGGCGCACGGAGGAGCAUCUGCGCAAGAUGGGAGGCAUUGCCGUGUCGUCAAAACCCAUCGUUAUGCGUGCGGAGUACGCCUACUGCCCAAACCUAACCAUCAUCGACACGCCGGGCUUCAUCCUUAAGGCGAAGACGGGAGAGCAGGACAACACGCCCGACGAGAUUAUGUCUAUGGUUAAGGCGCAGGCGUCGCCGCCGCACAGGAUGAUCCUCUUCCUGCAGCAAUCCAGCGUGGAGUGGGCUAGCUCGCUGUGGCUGCGGGUGGUGCAGGAGGUGGACCCCUACUUCCAGCGAACGGUGAUCGUGGCGAGCAAGUUCGACAACCGACUGAAGGAGUUUGCGGAGAGGUGGGAAGUGGACAAGUACCUCAGCGCUACCGGCUACUUGCCGCCCAACGUGCGGCCGUUCUUUGUGGCCUUGCCCAAGGACCGGGCCAUUCAGAGCAGUGCUGAGUGGCGGCGCAGCAUGUCGGAGGUGGACCAGGCCGUCUUCAAGCACCUGAAGGACGGCAUCAAGGGAGGGUUCGAUGAGGAGCGCUUCGCCUCCCGCAUCGGCUUCUCGAACUUGAAGAAGUUCCUGGAGGAGGAGUUAAGUCGGCGCUACCGCGAGGCGGCGCCGGCCACGCUGGCGCUGCUGCAAGAGCGCUGCGACGCGGUGUCAGCAGAGCUCAUGGCGGCGGAGAUCCGGCUCAAAGCGGCGGAGGACGUGGGGGCGCUGCGACGAGCAGCCAUGAAGUACGCGGACACAGUGGCCCGGCAGGUGGUGCUGCUGCUGCAGGGCUCAGCGGAGCCCGACCCCAUGCAGCAUGGCCUGACGACGGCGGAGGAGCGCGCUGCUUCGCGAGCUCCUCAGUGGCCCGGGCUAACCAACAAGAAGGUACGACCACAGCACUGCGGCAGCAAGCUCUUCGGCGGUGCUGCAUUUGAGCGCUGCCUGGAAGAGUUCAACCUCGCCGUCCGCUCCAUGCGCUUCCCGAGCAGCAUGGGCGAGGACCGGAUUCGUAACAUCAUGCUCUCGUACAAGGGCAGGCACCAAACAGGCGGCGGUGCGAAGGCAGCUGAGGACAUUGCGCGACAGGCAGCGAAGGAGGCGCUUGGGCCGCUUCUCGACGCGGCGUGCGUGCGCAUGGCCUUCAUCUUGCGCCGGCUGUACGACAUAGCUGCAGACCGGGCAGCGGCCACAAUGGGCAGCAAGGAGAACCUGCACCCCUACAUCUCCUUCCACGCGGCUCUCCGGAGCUCACACCAGUCGUUCAUCAACCGGCUGGAGGAGCAGGCGCGCAGCAUGCUGAAGACGCACCUGGAGGCCGCCACCAGCCAGUUCGCUAUGAACAUGUACGCGAUGAUGCCGGACCCGGGGGACACGGAGGUACCGGCCAGCAACAGCAGCAGCGACGCAGAGGAGGAAGGGGACGAAGAGGAGGGCGCCGCAGCGGACGAUCGCCAAGUGGAUGGUGCCGAGGGUGUAAUGCCCACCCCGGUACAGGUACGCGCGCAUAUGACGGUACCUGAGACGCCCGCCUCCAUCGCCGCUACCAACCAGGUGUUGAACGACCGGCUGAAGGCAGUGCAGCUUGCUGGAGCCGAUGGAGCAGGGCCAGGGCCUGGCCGCUUCGAGGAUAACACGCCUAGCCGGCGGGCAACCAAGUCGCGCCGCUUUGGGCUUCCAAACGGAGAACGCCCUGCGGGUGCCAUGGUGAGCAACGGCGGCAACGAAUUAUCGUCGAGCGGUACCUGGGACGUGGUUUCCUCAGCAGAGAAGCUGUUCCGAAAGAUUCGCACUGCGGUGGCCGACCAGUACGCCCCCACCACUCUGAAGAACACGUUCUUGGACCCCAUGACGGAGCGGCUGGGGCUGGAGGUGGCGCUGGACCUCUUCGCGCGCAGCGACGCGGACUUCGCCGGCAUGUUCAGCGCUGCUGGCGCUGUUGCCGCGCUCGCCUCAAAGCGUGACAUGCUCGCUCGCCGCGUGGAGGGGCUCAUCAAGUGCAAGAACGAGUUCCAGGAGCUGGCCAAGUGCCUGUGAGAUGGACCCCGCAUGCGCAAGGGGGACAGCAGCUGCACAGUUCCUGUGACCUUACUGCAUGGGGUGCGAAGCGUAUCGGCUGUGAGAUUUUCUGGGGCACGCUGCAGCGUUCAGGCAAGGCUUGGAAUGGGUCGUCUUGGGCACCGUAAUUUGUAUGUAGGUGCAUCCUGUGGCAUCAAGUUCUGACAUUGUGUACGUGGCUUUGACAGCGCCUUGUGCAUGUCUGGACGGCAGCGCACGUAUCUUUCUAUCCUUGGGGUGUGAGCCGAUGAUAUCAGAGGAUGUGACUUAGACGCUACGGAUACAAAUUAGAAACCGGUGGGCAUCAAGGUUAUACAUGGUAUCCCCAUGCGCGCUACUAGUGACCUUAGGUAGUGGAAUUACUUGUAAAUAGAGUGGCUGGUUAGGAAUAUGGAGGAUCUUGUUAUAUAGCUCUCUGGCAUGGCCUUAGGAAUUACCCUGUACAUAGCCCCGUAAGGUGGCCGGCUCCCGCCUGACCCAUGCUAGUGUUACGCCUUCGUGCUGACUCGUGUCCGUCAUGUGGGUCGGCAACCUGUAUCCUUCCCGGUAAGGGAGACCGGGCCGCACGCUGACACGUUACUGGAUAAUGUCGACGGAUAAUGCUUGGAGGGAAAGAUGUGUACAGACUAUCUUGGGACGGCAUUCGUACGUGUCCUAUGUCUUACGCGUCCGCAACAUUUUGUGCAAACAGCACCUAGUGUAACCUCUGCCUUCAUG
Messenger RNA from Astrephomene gubernaculifera, 3406 nucleotides. NCBI's taxonomy places the organism in Eukaryota, Viridiplantae, Chlorophyta, Chlorophyceae, Chlamydomonadales, Astrephomenaceae. The record is from the annotation of a GenBank genome assembly.